Acinonyx jubatus (cheetah) is the source of this 1020-nucleotide messenger RNA. It is a transcript of the gene MIXL1, whose product is annotated as Mix paired-like homeobox. Lineage: Eukaryota; Metazoa; Chordata; Mammalia; Carnivora; Felidae. The transcript is spliced from 2 exons. Bases 1 to 615 code for a protein of 204 amino acids. Gene Ontology annotation, molecular function: RNA polymerase II cis-regulatory region sequence-specific DNA binding; DNA-binding transcription activator activity, RNA polymerase II-specific. Gene Ontology annotation, biological process: endoderm formation; hematopoietic progenitor cell differentiation; regulation of transcription by RNA polymerase II. The record is from RefSeq and is a predicted model, not a curated record.
AUGGCCGCGGCGGGGUCCCGGGAGCUCGGCUUCGGGGCGGGCGCCGCGUUCCCCGCGCCCCCGCCCGGCCCCGCCGCCCCGCCGCCCCCGCGCCCCGGCCCCUUCGCGGGCUUCCCGGGCGGGGACCCCGCGCCGCCCGCCCCGUCGCAGCGCCGCAAGCGCACGUCGUUCAGCGCCGAGCAGCUGCAGCUGCUGGAGCUCGUGUUCCGCCGGACCAUGUACCCCGACAUCCACCUGCGCGAGCGCCUGGCCGCGCUCACGCUGCUCCCCGAGUCCCGGAUCCAGCCCCUCUUGUCUCCCUGCUUCCAGGUGUGGUUCCAGAACAGACGUGCCAAGUCGCGGCGUCAGAGCGGGAAACCCUGUCACCCCUCGGCCAGGCCGGAGCUGUUCCUCCUCCGCUCUGCUCAGGGGAGCGAAGCGAAAUGCCUAAAGCCCCAGCUGCCUCUUGAAACCGAUGGGACCUGCCCGCCCGAUCCCUACAGGCUGGGAGAGGGCAUCUCUGCCCCUCACUGCCAGGGUCAGCGUUUUGAAACCUAUUGCCCCCUCUCUGAAGGCCCCAGUUCAAAGCUGGACUUCUGGGAGGAACACAUCUUUUCUGCCUUUGGAAACUCUUGAGCACAGGCGGACUCGGGCCGAUCCCACAGGAGCUGGAGGCUGGAGGCAAAGGCGACACACCUCACUCUCCUCAGAAGCCUGGAGAAGCCUCCAGGGGGCACCAGAUGGGAAAGACCUUCCACUUACCUUCCCAGACUAGCAGGCGAUGUCUCUGGCCAGCAGGGCGGUUGUGCGGAUCGGAAGGUCACCCCUGGACAGUGCGUGACCUUCUCGGAGCCGCUCCUGUCCGCUCCUGUCCGUCGGGGACCAAAUGAGCCCCCCUCUUUCUCUUAAACGCUUGAGGCUCCCUCCCCCCGCCAAGUCUGAACCUUCCCCUGAUCUUGAUUCUGUACCUCUUCCUGCCCCCACGCUGUGUCUCUCUUUCUCUCAAAGAUAAGUAAAUAUUAAAAGAAAUGCGUGCAAAUU